AUGGACAAUCAGAGAGACUCAAGCUCGCCAGGCGUACCGAACCACUCGCGGAGACAGUCUACAGGGCUCCAUUUGGCCUGCAGAGAAUGCCAGCGCAAGAAUAUCAAGUGUGAUCGAACGUAUCCAUGUGGCCAGUGUACCAGAUCAGGCCUGCGUUGUCAAAGCAGUACACGGAAGCCGCGCGCAAAGGCAGGCGCCAAGGCUGUCGACGCUGAUCUUCGUAAUCGCAUAGCCAAGCUGGAACGACUUGUCGAAAGCUUUCAGGGAGAUGAGAGCAGCAGCGAUGCCCCAUCCAUCACACCAGCGACAAAUGCGACGAAAAGUAGACAUACUUCUAUGACAGGACCGGAGAGUCUAGCCGUGAGGCAAAACUCUGACUCUCCUAGCAGCCCAAUGGACACGGCUCUACCAUACACAAAUAAGUAUGUUGCUGGAACAUUCUGGUCGUCUCUGACUUCUGAAGUCAAAGCACUCGCGGAUGCGUUUGAGGAGGACGGCCUACCCAGCGAUGAUGAGACCACAAGCCCGGAAACAACGCCUCCUUCAGCACCAUAUGCACUAGACUCUACGAACGGAGCAUCAGCUGGGUAUGAGCUGAUUUUGUGUCCUCCUGGUGUGCUUUAUGUAAUGCCAGGAGCCCUCCAAGAACCCGCGCCCGAAAGAUCUGCAGAGCUCAUUCACAACUUCCUUGAGUAUGUGGAGCCCAGCUAUAAGAUGUUUCACGUACCCACACUGGCAGCCUUUCUGCAACAAGGCCAGCCAUACCUCCAUCGAGCUCCGGAUGCGCCUUGCAACAAAGCUUUGAGGGCGUCGGUGUACUUUGCUGGAAUUAAUGCUCAUACCGAAGAAGAGUGUCAAGAAACUUAUGGCAAGCCUUUGAACCAGAUGGUGCAAGAGUUUCGGCGGAACGUAGAUGUAGCUCUCUACCAGGCGGAUCCUAUGAACACGACUGAGACUGCUACGUUGCAAGCUUUGGUGCUUUACGUGGCAAGCGUGCGAGUCAUGGACCCAAGCCGGCGAGCAUGGUCUCUGAUUGGUCUUCUUGUACGUAUUGCUCGUGCCAUGGGCAUACAUCGUGAGAUUGCAGGCGAAUCACCAUUUCUGGCCGAGAUUCGGAGGCGUCUAUGGUACAACAUCGUCUUUCUGGAUUGCUAUGCUUCGGUCGAUCGAGGCUCAGAACCAGCCAUUCACCCGGAAACAUUCUCGCGACUGCUCCCCAUGAACGUCAACGAUGCUGACUUCGGCGAGUACUCACUCAGCGUUAAUAACACCGCGGGAAGGCAUCACCGACACCUCCCUCUGAAAUUCUCCUUACCAGAAGACAGCACUGCGGGGCCCGCGCAGUCUUGGCAAACCCGGCUGGAACUUGCCUACGAGUAUCAGCGCAGUGUGAACGACAAGUUCAUCCGACAUUGCGAUCCUACUAACAUGAAACACCACAUGAUGAUAAUCGGAACAGGCACUGCGGCCACUAAUGCGAUGAUCCUGCGAGCAGUGCGACCGAUACAGAUCCAUCCGAAUAGCGUACCGCCGCGAGUCGACAGUCCUUGGGUCAUGGAACUUGCAUUGAAUAUCCUCCGCCACGCCAACGCAUCUUGGGAACAGACGGUAGGACGCUGGCGUCGAAUGCCCUGGGUACCAUGGCACGCCAUCGGCGUAGCCCUCGCAGGCCUCUGCUCCAUCCGCGGUACAGACCAAGCAAACGAAGCCUGUGUCCUCGUCGAACAAGCCAUGUCCCGCUACGGCGCGAACGUCGCCGACAGCCCCACUGGAAUGCUCUGGCGACCGAUUGAGAAGCUAUACAAGAAAGCCAAAGCUUUCAGAGAUCAGUCAGAUGUCCUGGUUCCAGUGUCGGCACCAGCACCAAUUCCUGCCAAGGUGGACCCAGGAUGGGAAGCACCGAUACCACAGCAGCCACUGACUAUGCAAUCGUCUCCGGCAGCUCCUAUGAAUCCGCUGGGUAUGCCGGCCGAUGUGUUUAAUUUUCCGCCUGAUAUGCAGGCUAGUUUGCCGAGUGAUAAUAGUUGGCUUGAUUGGGAGUCGAUUUUGAAGGAUAUGGAUGACAUCAAGGCGGAUGAUAUGCAGUGGAUGUAA
Fulvia fulva is the source of this 2094-nucleotide messenger RNA. Its product is annotated as C6 finger domain transcription factor adaR. The transcript has 3 exons. The coding region runs from base 1 to 2094 and encodes 697 amino acids. Gene Ontology annotation, biological process: DNA-templated transcription; regulation of DNA-templated transcription. Gene Ontology annotation, molecular function: DNA binding; DNA-binding transcription factor activity, RNA polymerase II-specific; zinc ion binding. The record is from RefSeq and is a predicted model, not a curated record. NCBI's taxonomy places the organism in Eukaryota, Fungi, Ascomycota, Dothideomycetes, Mycosphaerellales, Mycosphaerellaceae.